AUGCGUCACACCGCCGCACGCUAUCGGAACUCGGAAGCUGGCGGACCUUCCCCGGCUGAAUCUGUUUGCCCGAUGGGUGGUCAGUGUCGAGUAGAAGGUCCCGGUAGGGGCAAGUGUCCGCAUUGCCGGUAUCGGAAAUGUCUGGAUUUGGGCAUGACACUAACACGUGAGUCGGUCGCAAACAAAGAAGACAACACAAUAAAACCUGAGUGA
Molecule: messenger RNA, 213 nt
Organism: Echinostoma caproni
Lineage: Eukaryota; Metazoa; Platyhelminthes; Trematoda; Plagiorchiida; Echinostomatidae
Source: the annotation of a GenBank genome assembly